This is a messenger RNA of Pyricularia grisea, 2160 nucleotides long. RefSeq lists its product as uncharacterized. Bases 1 to 2160 code for a protein of 719 amino acids. Lineage: Eukaryota; Fungi; Ascomycota; Sordariomycetes; Magnaporthales; Pyriculariaceae. The transcript has a single exon. The record is from RefSeq and is a predicted model, not a curated record.
AUGGAUGAACGAGGCAUUUUUCGUGCCGGACUUCAGGUCCCAAAGGAUCAGCGGGCCUUACUCGAUAAGCGUGAUGCCUGGGCUGAGCUGAUGAGAAGCACGCCUCAAGGCCUGCUGAAUGUUCCCCCCAACGUUAUUGACGACUUAAAGACAUUCCAUGCCCAAAAGAUCCCUGCUACUCCCGCAGCGGCCUCUAAGCCCGUAACAUGGGCUGAGCCGAUGAGCAAAACACCUCGCGCCCUGCCCAAUAUUCCUCCUGAAAUUCUUGAAAGCUUGACGGCUUUUCACGCCCAAAAGUCGGCAUUUGCUACCGCAGCCGCCUCUUCCCCUCAAGCAUCUUUACUUUCUCAGGAACCAAAGCCGACAGAUCCAAUACCACCGUCAUCGUCACCGCCACGCGAAACCUACCAGCGGAGAACCGCUGUGACUCCUGGUCCUUUGAUACUCAACCACUCUUCACCGCAGGCAGAUGACGCUUGCUCCCCCUCAGAUACGCCUAUCUCGGGUUGGUCACCCAGUCCUCCUCGCAAUGAUCAUUCAAGAGGAGCCGGGGCUGGAGUUGCAAGCCCCCCACGUCGAACCCAGGCCUUGCUGCCAAUGAAAGCAACAAAUAGCAGCGUGCAAGUGUUCUCGAAAGAUUCAGGCCCAGGACCAUCAUCCAAAAGGACAGCCAAAUCUAUAGUGCUGUCAACUACCUCUAUCAGGCCAAACCCGGACAAAAACGAGAGGCCACCACGACAAGGCAUAACAUCAUCCUCUACUGGGGCAGACUCGGAAGACGAGCAGAUGGCCGUAGAGGAACCUCUUGCUCUGGCUCCUGCCUUCCAGAAAUCCAUCAACAAGACUGCUGCCGCAGUAGUUCCAACACCACCCUCUGCACAAAUAAUGCUUUGCAUAGAUCAAAAGAAUCCGCAGCAGCUGCUGCCCACGGUAAAAAGGCGCAAGAUGAAGAACGCUGUGGGCUUACUCGACAAAUGUCUGGGCAAGAUUCCGGACUGUCAUACCUCGGUCCAGGAAGCACUACCAUCUCGGCCCACCUCACUUGCGAAGACACGUUCAGGAACGAGAACCCCGGUGUCACGACAAUCUCCUCAAGAUCCGAGGUCCCCAGAAGCUCUCUCGUCGAGUCAAACUCCACAGAGCGACCGUGAGCCAGCACCACAUGCAAGUCAACAUGCCAAAAUUACGAAAAAGCAGCCUCGCGCCUCAGACAAAACAGGCAACGGUAGCGGCGCGGCUAAUCCAGGAACACCGCAGGCUGAACUUAGCCCUUUUGAGACCUUUCGAAAAAAUUAUCCGGACUUCACUGGUGGCCUCCACGAUUUUUUGAGGGCGUGUAUCUCGUUACAAUGGCUUGCCACGCAGACCUUGCUCAAGGUAUCUUUGUUUGACGACUUUGUGCGCGUUUAUUGCCACAAAUACAUGGAUUUUGCCAUGUGCCACGACUCCUCUCAGACCGCUAUCGAAUAUUACAACAAAGAUGAUGAGCCAAUCCGCUAUCUAAAUGGCGUCGUCGACAAAUCAUUCCUGAAGCGUAUCCAAGCGGUAUACUCGACUGAGAUCGCCGCUCUUGAUGCCGGUAACUCUGUCGGGGAACCGGCAGAGACAUCACAAGUGCGUGUUGAGCAGGCAUCUAUGGACAUGGAAAUUGACCAGCCAGAUGAGGAUCCUAUCGCGAACAACGCUGAAGAACACGCGGAAAAUCAUAACGCCGCAACAGGCUCUUCUCCUCAUCAACCAAGACAAGCCGAAGAAGCCGGGAUUUCCGAUAUCGAGGACGACCGCUUCUACCGCUCGUCUCGAGCAGCAUCACCGGAUCUGAGCACUCCAGUCUCUCACAGUCAACAAGAUCCACUGCCACAAGGCGACACUUAUACGCAACCGAAAUCUAGUGCAUCUUCCACUGGCUCCAUUCUGGACUUGACAUCGAGUAUAGCAUCGGAUGUGAUCAUCCCGAACACAUCCGUUUCAGUGUUGGACGCCAACCCAACAAGAAUUCCCGAAACAGUUCACAAGCCUAGACCUAGGCAAAGGACAGAGAGUGCCAAAAGGCCAUUCCGUCUGAUUGCUUCUUUGGGCAAUAGAGAUAGCCCCAUGUCUUCGAUGAGUAGUGCGCAGAGGAAAAGAAGGUUUAGUGAAUAUUUGGCCAAAAUCGGAUAG